This is a messenger RNA of Aplosporella prunicola CBS 121167, 1446 nucleotides long. RefSeq lists its product as uncharacterized. Lineage: Eukaryota; Fungi; Ascomycota; Dothideomycetes; Botryosphaeriales; Aplosporellaceae. Bases 1 to 1446 code for a protein of 481 amino acids. Gene Ontology annotation, biological process: regulation of transcription by RNA polymerase II. The transcript is spliced from 2 exons. Gene Ontology annotation, molecular function: protein dimerization activity; RNA polymerase II cis-regulatory region sequence-specific DNA binding; DNA-binding transcription factor activity, RNA polymerase II-specific. The record is from RefSeq and is a predicted model, not a curated record.
AUGUUGGCUCUCGCGCGCCCGCCCGGGAUGAGCUCGCAUCAAGAUUCAGCCAAAGACGAUAGUCCCUUCGGCUAUACCUUCUCCGGCCACAUCGACAACGCCGCCGCCUCCGAAAACGUCACGGCUGCUGGCCCGCCGCUGCUGAGCGACUACCAGUUCAACGAGCUCCAGUCCUUCUUCGACCGCGGCCCGUUCAACAACUUCGACAGCGCCAUCCCCUUCCCCGACCCCGCCCACGAUCCCUCCAACAACUUCGACUUCUCCUUCUUCGACGAUGCCCCGACUACCCUGCACGGCACCUCCGCCGCCAUCCCGGAGCCUGCGCACAACCAGAACCUGUUUCCAGCCAUCGAGCCCCGUCCUGGGCCGAGCUACAGCGCAGCGAGGAACAACGAUCUCCAUGGUGGCGCUUCCGAUGAGGUGAUCGGCGCUGCGACGGCUCUCCUCUCGAGCGCACAACCCCAGGAACAAAUGUACAUGGACAAGGCGUAUCUGAGUGGGGGCAACUUCAUAGGCCUGCCGAGCCCUCCGGCAUCGGCACCAGACCAGCACAGCCUGACAGCAUCGGCCAACGAUGGAAGUCUGGCCGUGGGCGUGCCGCUGUUCAACCCCCCGCGUCCCCCGCUUUCCGCCCGUCAUAGCGUCUACGCUACCCAAGUAGCUUCAUCUUUCCAGCGCCCCGCAGGACUGCCACGCUUCGGCUCCGACAGCAAUUUCCGUGGCAAUGGCUUUGCAACUCAGCACCACCAUGAGACCGAAGAGGCCGUGCUUCAACGGUUGUACAAGGACAUGGAGGGACUGCAGCCAUCAAAUAGCAUGCCGAGCACGCGCACGAACACGCAACCUCCCAGCCCCAUUCUUCAGAAACGAUUGCCGUCCAAUUACAACCAUUUCCAAGAAGUCCCGCGGCCGAAGCGAUCGUCAAGCCCUCGUCCUCAGGUGCCCUUUGGAGUGAUACCCAUUGAGCCGACACCUGUUGCCUCUGACGAAGAAGACUCAUCAUCAGACGACUCGGCAAGCCCCAGAGAAAGGGCUCCCAAGCGACGUCGCACCCUUGCUGGCGAAAACGGCUUCCAAUCCCACAAGCUCGGUUCCGCCGCUUCCGCUGCCGCCGCAGCGCCUCGCGCCGCUUCUUUUAGCGUAGCCCAGAGCAAGAAGCCCAAGGACGUAUCCAUCAGCGUACCGUCGGCAAAGCGCAAGGCGUCGAGCACGCAAAAGCCGACGCGCGAGAAUCUCUCCGAAGAGCAAAAGCGGAAUAACCACAUUUUGAGCGAGCAGAAGCGGCGCAACCUGAUCAAGCAGGGCUUCGAAGAGCUCAACGAAUUGGUUCCGGGGCUGAAAACGGGCGGCUUCAGCAAGAGCAGCGUUCUCAUGGAGGGCGCGAAGUUCCUGGAGACCCUGGUGGACGGCAACGAGAUUCUCAAGCGCGCGCUGGGCGAGGUAUGA